CCCAAAUAAACCCUAUGCUGUGUUUAGUUUGUGCACAAACAGUUGAUUGGCACAAAACAGUUUUUAAAAUAGCAGACAAACUUAGUGCUCCUGCGAGUGUGCAGUGUUUGGGUUUUUUGUUUGAGGAAGCAGCUUGGUUGUUGGUUAAGAGGUGUCAGAGCUGAAAUACUUCCUCGUCCUUCUUUACUCUCAUCACAGCGAGCUGCAGAGAACAUCAACGGCUCACAAUCCACCGCAGAGCAGAUUGACCUCACAUGUCUCAUACACCGACACCACUCUGUCUUUUCUAACGUCAUAUAAACUACAUUUUUAGCGUGAACUUGUGUAUCACAUAAGAAGCACUGGUGGAAUAUAAACAUCUGAUGACUUUGAUUUUAGGUGUAGAGCAAGUGUUCCCCACUCCUGAGUGAUGCCUCGAUCUUUCUUGGUGAAACGAGGAGGGCUGCACUACCUUCGGCCCACAGCCAGAAGCCCCAGCCCUGGAUCGACACCGGUAACGUUUAGCCAGCUCGGGAAACAGACAGGGUCCUGGGAUACUCCCCUGGAGUUCUCCACAGCGGAAACAGCACAUAUUAGCACAGUACCCAUCACAUUAUUGCAGCAGGACCUUCAGGCUGCCACCAACUCUAAUGGAAGUGGACACCUUCAGCCAGUCAGUUCCAGAUCUUAUGACUGUAGACCUGCAGAGCCAUGCAGGCCUGUCAACUCAAGCACUUUUAGCCCGGUGGAGAAAGUAGAGACUCCCCCUCCCACACCAGCGGUAUGGUCCAUUUCUCAUGUGAGCUCAGGAUAUUCAGACAAACUGUCUGUUGAACUGGAAGACUUGACUCAGCACCCUCAGAUCCUCAGAGAGACCAGGAGCCGUGGCAGCUCGAAGAUCAGUGCUUCGAAGCAAGAGUGUCCACUCUGUAGCAAAGUAUUUUCAUGUCUGUCAAGUUUGAAGACUCACAUAUCCAAGAGUCAUGGAAGCAGAACACCUCUGUCACCAGCACACAUCAAGUCCAGCAGGAGAGACAGGCCCACUGAGCAGUCACUAUUCAGGGGCAGGGAGAGGACUUUCGGCUGUACGGUGUGUGGAAAAAUAUUCAAGCGCUCCUCCACCCUCUCCACUCAUCUGCUCAUACAUUCAGACACCCGGCCAUACCCCUGCCAGUACUGUGGCAAAAGAUUUCACCAGAAGUCUGACAUGAAGAAACAUACCUUCAUACACACAGGCGAGAAGCCCCAUGUGUGUCAGAUAUGUGGGAAGGCAUUCAGUCAGAGCUCCAACCUCAUCACCCACAGCCGCAAACACAGGGACGUCCGGCCCUACCGCUGUUCUCGCUGCCUCUAUGGCUUCCAGCACAAAGUGGACCUGAGACAACACCAGGAGCACCACUGCACUUACCGCUGACUGACACCACUGAGUCUUCAGGCUGAAAGAUAAUGACUGUGCUCAUGUUAUGAUAACGUCAAAUCUUAUAUCCAAAGCUAAUUCGCUUUUAACUGUCUUUUAGGACAUUGAAGGGAGAAAGAUACUGUUCUUACCCUGCUCAAGUUUUCAACAGAGUAAUGUUAGUUAUUAACAGCAUCUGAAGAGGUGUGAAAAAAAAUCAUGUAAUUGUAAACACAACAAAAGAUGAGGGCAAAUGAACGAAUCCUAAGAAAAUACUGUUUAUUUCCCCCCCAGUGAUUUGUCCAUAUUCUCUGUGAUCAUGGGGCAGAACUCCAAGUUUUAUGUUGAGCUGAGCUUUUAUUUUCCCCUCCUCAGUACACUGAUAUGAGAGUGUAGAAAUGUUGCUUUUACACAGACUAGCUGACCAGCUCAGGCAGUAUAUUAUUUUUACCAAAUUAUUAUACUUACAUUUCUGCAAAUUGUCACAGUGAGAGUUGACACCAAGCUUUCAACCCAAUAAAGAAAAUAUAAUGCUUUGCAUUAUACAGGGACACACAGAGAUUUUGUCAGGAUCGCUUGCUCUAUUUAUGUCGUUUUGUUGCAGUUAAAACCAUACCCACCAGGGGGCAGUGUUAGAUUUACUCAUGGAGUAUAGCCAGUCAAGUAUUUACCAGACUGUCUAUAUGUCAGUGGUUCAAAGCAUUUGUAGUGUAGCAUGUGCAGGCAGUAUUUUUGACUUCCAGUCAAGCCAGACUCUCACCAUAUAAUCUGUUUGCUCUUCAGCUCAUGUAUUAUUUAUGCUAUCUGUAUGUUUAGAUUUGUUGGCCAUGUUUGUUUGUUUUCCAGACCAUAUCUGGAUGAUUUUGUGCCUUGAAUAUCUACCAGUAAACAUUUAUAAGGAAAUCAAAAUCUCCAAUCUGCCCAAUAAUGUGUCUCGACUGACACACAAGAGGGACUUCUGGUGUGACCCACCGGAAAAGCCCUAAUUAGCCUUUAAUCCUGAACAAGCGCUAUCAGCAGCAGGGCUGCUGCACGAUGUCCCUCUGUUCACUUUGCAGGCAGGUUGUGUUUACUGGCUAGUUUAAAUCUCGCUCUCUGUUUUAUUCUCCUCUGCAUAAGCUUUCCUUCCUGAGGCCUCAAUAGAUGAUUCCCGAGGGAGGGGAAAAAAAAAAACAAUACAAAAACA
Molecule: messenger RNA, 2561 nt
Organism: Scatophagus argus
Lineage: Eukaryota; Metazoa; Chordata; Actinopteri; Scatophagidae
Product: zinc finger protein Gfi-1b-like
Exons: 6
Coding region: 410-1393 (327 amino acids)
Biological process (GO): regulation of transcription by RNA polymerase II
Molecular function (GO): RNA polymerase II cis-regulatory region sequence-specific DNA binding; DNA-binding transcription factor activity, RNA polymerase II-specific
Source: RefSeq, a predicted model, not a curated record